Messenger RNA from Eruca vesicaria subsp. sativa (arugula), 658 nucleotides. The record is from the annotation of a GenBank genome assembly. NCBI's taxonomy places the organism in Eukaryota, Viridiplantae, Streptophyta, Magnoliopsida, Brassicales, Brassicaceae.
UACUCUCUCAAGUCUUGAUAAAUCAUAACCGGCUUUGAAGGAAAAAAAAAUGCAUUAUCAAGAACAGAUGGAGUCUCUUAUGUUGGGUGAAGAACGCAGACGCGGAAACUUAGUUAGAGAUCCAGACGCAGACGCAGACGUAGAUGAAGGUUUUAACUCUCCCUCUUCUUUUCCAAACUCUCCUGACGAUUCAGACCGUCGCAGUUCCUCUUCUUCAAGGAGAGGAUUGUCGAAACAUUACAGAGGCAAGUCACAGUCAUUCACGUCGUUGUCUGAAGCGCUAACAGUGGAAGAUCUCGCGAAACCUGAGAAUCCUUUCAACGCAAAACUGAAGCAGCGAAGGGAGAGCUCUCACUGUCGACGAUUAUCCGGAUGCGGCGGUGCAUCAGAGCGAAAUCUAGCUGGCCACCACGACGGUUUCUUCGCCGGGAACGAUAGGCCGCAGAGACUUUCCGGUAAUAGACUGCCUCCGAGAGCUCAGACGCUUUCGGCGGCUCAUAUAUCGGCUUUGCUCACUCGAACCUAAACCAAUAAAAGCUUUUUAGUUUAUUUGUUUAUCUAAACCGGAACAGAACCGGGUUUCGUUUGGGACGAUGUUUUUUUUUUGAGCUUCAGUUCUUCUAUAAUUGUGUGAGAAUGUAUAAAUUAUAAGUAUUUU